Messenger RNA from Lodderomyces beijingensis, 924 nucleotides. The record is from the annotation of a GenBank genome assembly. Lineage: Eukaryota; Fungi; Ascomycota; Pichiomycetes; Serinales; Debaryomycetaceae.
AUGGCCGAUACAACAGUACCUGUUAGCGAGUAUUUGCAAUUUAUAAACCAUGCUACCACUAUAGUCAGAAGCAAGAUCUCAGGCUCGCCCAUGGCGAAACCACGAGUCUUGAUCAUUUGCGGCUCAGGAUUAGGUGGAAUCGCAGACAAGUUGGCCGCAUCGAGCAUAAUUGAGAUUGAUUACCACGAUAUUCCAGGUUUCAAAACGUCGACGGUGCCAGGCCACGCGGGGAAGUUAGUAUUUGGAGUCAUGGGCUCGAAUAAAGUGCCCGUGGUGUGCAUGGUGGGCAGAUUGCAUUUUUACGAAGGCUACACGUUCCAACAGACGACUUUCCCCGUUCGUGUUGCUGCCCAAUUGGGGGUUUCGAUUGUCAUUGUUACCAACGCCGCUGGAGGCGUCAACUCAAACUACCACGCGGGCGAAUUGAUGUUGAUUGAAGAUCACAUCAACUUCCCCGGGUUAGCAGGCUGGCACCCGCUUCGAGGACCAAACUUGGAAGACUUUGGGCCUAGGUUCUUGCCUCUUUCCGACGCUUAUGACCAUGAGUUGAGAAGACUCUUUAUGACCACUGCACAAGAGGAGUUGGGCGUAGAGAGAAAGAUCAACGAGGGGACGUAUUUUUUCGCUGCGGGACCAACGUUUGAAAGCCGAGCUGAAGUGAGAAUGAUUAGGACACUCGGUGGUGACGCCGUGGGUAUGUCUACUGUUCCAGAGGUGAUUGUUGCUCGCCAUUGCGGAUUAAAAGUGCUUGCAUUGUCGUUGAUCACCAACGACGGUGUUGGCGAGAAACCACCAGGUGCGUUGGAGGAGAACCCUAGAGCGUUGAGUGAAGGUAUGGCUAGCCAUGCUGAAGUGCUAGAGACUGCUGAUGCAGCCUCGAAAGACGUUCAAAAGGUCAUUGAGGCUGUUGUUAAUAAGUUAUAG